AUGAGCGAGACUUCGAGCCUCGACAACUCGAGCGAUGCCGCUCCUGGUAUGCACUUCAUCGUCCCAAAUCUUUGGUAUCAGCGUCAAGUGCACUCGACCAUUCAAGUCCUAGUCUUGGGUUUCUUGGUCUGGGAAAUUGUCAUUGCGAGUGCGGGUAAGAGCAAAGAAGCACCAGCUACUUCUGGUUGGGAGCUGCGACAGUGGCUUCGGCCCCGCAAGAGAUGGUCGCUCUGCCUGUUCACACUGGGGCGGUACUUUGGUCUCUCGGCCUUGCUGGCCUCCGUCAUCUUGAAUAUCGAGGAUGGGGUAACGGCACAUUUCUGCUCAAAGUAUCAGGCCGUGCUUCCCAUCUUGGACGGUCUGGGAUAUGCAAUCAUCACCCCGCUGCUCAUGCUGCGUACAUGGGCCAUCUGCAACAAGAACAGGUGGAUUGGACUGAUCAUGGCUGCAAGCUGGCUCUCUUCGCUCGUCAUCUCCAUGUAUGCCGCCCAAUUCUACCAGGGCGUGCCAUUCGCGUCUGUGCCGGGUCUCGGUCCGGUCGGAGGAUGUGCCAAUGAUCCUGCCAAUUACUGGCCCGCCGUUGACGUUCUGUGCUUUGUCUUUGCGAGCGGCAAAAUGCUUCUCCUUUGGCGCCAGACUGGCUUCAAGACGAAGUUUCAACAUACGCUGUUAAAAGAGGGUAUUCAAUACUUUCUCGCUGUCAUGGCGGCCAACAUCGUGAACAUCAUUUUCACCCUCAGCGACAGCCUGCCCUUGUUCAUCAGACCUAUCAUGGCUGGGCCGGCAGCAACGGUUACGUGCAGUCACACCGUCAUCAAAGCGCCGAGCCACACGCCCAUCCAUUCUGGUGGAACAAGUGCCGACGACGACUUUUUGAAGCCCUCUGGACUCCAACGCAAGCUUGACGAGCGGAGACCGCGAGACGUCGAGGAUCCUCUUCACCAACAACAGCCUCGAUAUGACUUCUCGAGCCCUGUUCGACAGUCGUCAGAAUUCUCUACACAUCUUAGGCAGAUGCCGCGCUCCACCAACGACGGCUUCCCGUCCAGGCAACGAAGCCACAGCAUUUCCAAGAAUUUCUCUAGCACCUGCAUUAUCUCUGCGGCUGGGUGGCAGAGAGAGAAGGCGCCUCCGCGUAGACAGCCCCCGGCAUCGGCCGAAGCCGGGCGCGAAGGGAUCGAGCACCACGAACUCGGCAAGACCGACAUUGGAGCGAUUCGGGCUAUGAGUCAGUAUGAUCAAGGCGCCGAGUCGCCUUCCACAUCCAGCAACAGUCAUUUCCAAUCCAAGAAUCUCGCAGCGCCUUUCGAACGGUCUGCUUUGCAUAGCCCGCAACCUUUUGAAGUCCUUGCGCAUAGUGCACAUGACGACUUUCAGGAAGAAGUAAGCAACUCUCCUACCUCGACCGCUCAAUUCGAGUCGUCGCUUGCCAUCCAUCAGCGCUCGGCAUCGUCUUCGCUCGGGGUGCAGUACACCAGAGAGGUCGUCGUACAUCAAGACUAG
Molecule: messenger RNA, 1503 nt
Organism: Ceraceosorus guamensis
Lineage: Eukaryota; Fungi; Basidiomycota; Exobasidiomycetes; Ceraceosorales; Ceraceosoraceae
Exons: 4
Coding region: 1-1503 (500 amino acids)
Source: RefSeq, a predicted model, not a curated record